AUGGAAGGUAGACACAUAUCGGUGAUAAAGCAACUCUAUGGGUUGUAUUGGCUGGAUGUUUGGAAGAUCUCUCUGCAGCUAUGGUCUGAAGUGAAGGGCAUGUAUCACGUACUUCAGCAGAACUUGUGGAUUAUCACCUUGUUCCCUUUCUUCGCGGCCUCCAAUUGGUUUUACAUGUACCAAACAAAUGACUUCAACGUUCCUAACUUUGCAUCAAGGACCCGUUCAUUCAAUUGGCACUGGUCCAUGUUCUUCAAUAUGGUUGGUGUCUGGACCAUGGGCACAUUUCUCGACUUUCCAUUCAAGUCGAAACACGUGGGCAGAGCAACACGUGCAAAGACUGGAAUUGUGUACGUGCUUGUAGUGACGCUCGCGAUGUGGGGUGGAGGUUGGGUCUUUGUCAAAGAUGCAGUGAGAGGAGUUAGUCCGGAUCCACUCAUCGGUGUACCCGAGUCAGCACGCUACUUCCCCUAUCUCGCCAUCUACAUCUUCUACGCAUUCUACGAUGGAUGUUUCCAAGCCUACGCAUACUAG
Messenger RNA from Mollisia scopiformis, 534 nucleotides. RefSeq lists its product as uncharacterized. The coding region runs from base 1 to 534 and encodes 177 amino acids. The transcript is spliced from 5 exons. The record is from RefSeq and is a predicted model, not a curated record. NCBI's taxonomy places the organism in Eukaryota, Fungi, Ascomycota, Leotiomycetes, Helotiales, Mollisiaceae.